AUGCACUCAAGGUGCGUCUUCACUCCCGCUCUCGGCCGCCGCAGCCUGCUGAUCGCCUCCGCAGACACACCGGCGCGACCAAUUGGUACCUCCCCCUCCCCACGCCAUGGCCGACACCCUGCUGACUUGGUGCAGAUCGAAUGGAUCAAGGGCCUUCUGGCCGUCCCGUUCGUGCUGCACUCGCAGCCGACGGCCGUGUUUGAGCCGCACCGCCAGAGCACCGAGCAGAUGGCCGCCAUCGCCCACCGCCGCUACGGCGAGAUCAUGCGCGACGUCGAGGAGCUAAUCAACGACCACAUCGCCCACCAGCGCGCCGGCACCGAGCAGAACUCAAAGCUCAAGUUGCUUGUGCCUGCCGUGUCCAAGUUCUUCACCCCCCUGGUUCUCCACGAUGCCUUCGUCUACCAGGACAAGCGCCGAUUCAUCAGCCACCGCCGCUUCGUCGCCCCUUCGUUCAACGACGUCCGCCUGAUCCUCAACACCGCCCAAGUCAUGUCUCUCGUGCGUGCCGGUCCCCUUGACCUGAUCACUUUCGACGGUGAUGUCACCCUCUACGACGACGGCCAGUCCCUGGUCCCUGAGAACUCUGUUAUUCCGCGCAUCAUGGGCUUGCUGCGGAAGGGCACCCGAAUCGGCAUCGUGACCGCUGCCGGUUACACCGAGGGUGCGCGCUACUACGAGCGUCUGCAUGGCCUGCUUGAUGCCAUCCGCGCCUCCGACAUGCCGACCGAGUACAAGCAGAACCUCAUUGUCAUGGGCGGUGAAAGCAGCUACCUGUUCAAGUACUCGGCCGAGGAGAAGCACCUCCUCCAGUGGGUCCCCCGAAAGGACUGGAUCCUCGAGGACAUGCGUUCGUGGACCGAGGAGGAUGUGUCGUUGCUGCUCGACGUAGCCGAGACGGCACUCCGAGAAUGCGUGAACAACAUGCGGCUGUCUGCAAUGGUCAUCCGGAAGGACCGCGCCGUCGGUAUUGUGCCCGCCAAUCCCGGCGCGAGGUUCGCAAGAGAGCAGCUGGAGGAAACUGUCCUGGUGACGCAGAAGAUCCUGGAGAUGUCCGAGGUUGGGAGACGGCUGCCGUUCUGUGCUUUCAACGGUGGGAACGACGUCUUCGUCGACAUUGGCGACAAGUCGUGGGGUGUGCUCUCCUGUCAGCGCUUCUUUGGUGGCAUCGAAGGGAGCAAAACGCUCCACGUCGGCGAUCAAUUCCUUUCCGCCGGCGCCAACGAUUUCAAGGCUCGCCUUGCCUGUACCACGGCUUGGAUCGCCAACCCCGCAGAGACAUGCGCUCUUCUGGACGAGAUUGCUGAACUCGACGAGAUGCAACAAAGGAAGCAGGUGUGA
This is a messenger RNA of Diplodia corticola, 1341 nucleotides long. Its product is annotated as imp-specific 5-nucleotidase 1. Gene Ontology annotation, molecular function: magnesium ion binding. The coding region runs from base 1 to 1341 and encodes 446 amino acids. The transcript has 4 exons. Gene Ontology annotation, biological process: nucleotide metabolic process; nicotinamide riboside biosynthetic process; nicotinic acid riboside biosynthetic process. Lineage: Eukaryota; Fungi; Ascomycota; Dothideomycetes; Botryosphaeriales; Botryosphaeriaceae. The record is from RefSeq and is a predicted model, not a curated record.